Molecule: messenger RNA, 1150 nt
Organism: Arachis ipaensis
Lineage: Eukaryota; Viridiplantae; Streptophyta; Magnoliopsida; Fabales; Fabaceae
Source: RefSeq, a predicted model, not a curated record
AUGAAACUUGCCACCAUGAUACAGUUCGAGUACAGGGAGAUCGAGCAGAGGCACAACGCGGAGACGGGAGGCCAGGCGCUACGAAGCUCGACUCCGUGCGGCACAGUGACGUCAAGCGAGGCGAAGCACCGCCAGGGACGGCGACAGCUUGGAUGGGCAAAUGGCGCAGAAGACCUCCGAAUAGAACAAAGCAGAGCAGACCAGCGCAGAGAAGGAGGCGACGGACAGCAGACCACCAAGCGUCUAUUGCAGAUGACGCCAGAGACGGAUGACGACGACGGACCGACGCAGGAGACGGCAGAGGACGCGAUCUCUAGAGAGCAACUUAGGGUUUUUUUUCUUGGGAUAAAAUCUUUUGCUUCUUACCAUCCUCACACAGGUUCUAACCUCACACAUAUUGCAACACUUUUUAAAUCACGGUUUGUUACAAGGCCACAAGAUAUUGCUAACUACAACAAAAAUGGCAAAGACUACACAAGGGUUAACGUUCCAUUCCCUUGUGAAUGCAUCAAUGGUGAGUUUCUUGGCUACAAAUUCCAAUAUUCGGUUUCGAGUGGUGACACCUAUGAAUCCAUUGCCAAGAAGAAUUUUUCCAACUUGGUCACUGCUGAGUGGUUGAGAUCCUUUAACAGCUAUUCAAUAUAUGAAAUUCCUGAGACCGGAACAGUUAAUGUCACAGUUAACUGUUCCUGUGGGGACAGAUAUGUUAGCAAGGAUUAUGGUUUGUUCAUCACAUACCCUCUUAGGCCUGAGGAUCCCCUGGAGUCAAUUGCAAACCAGACAAAGCUUGAUCCUUUGUUGCUGCUGAGAUACAGUCCUGGUGUGAAUUUCAGCCAAGGGAGUUGCCUUGUUUAUGUUCCUGGGAAAGAUGUAAAUGGUAACUAUGUGCCUUUUUACCCAAGGUAUUUUGUUUUAUUUUUAUUUAACCUAACUCUGUCUAUGCUAUUUGAACAGGAAGAUGAAUAACCUUUUUUCUUCUCUAAUAAUCUGCUAGUGCUAAUCUUGAUGAGUGUGUUUUUGUUUUACUUUUCAGCACUAGAGGUAUGACAUUUUCUCUGAGCAGAAAGUAGUACUAUUUUGAGAAUUGAUUACACAUGAGCUUGAUAUCAAUACCAGAUCCAGGGUAAGGAUAUAUUGUUCUUCAAUCUUC